Molecule: messenger RNA, 708 nt
Organism: Durotheca rogersii
Lineage: Eukaryota; Fungi; Ascomycota; Sordariomycetes; Xylariales; Xylariaceae
Exons: 4
Coding region: 1-708 (235 amino acids)
Source: RefSeq, a predicted model, not a curated record
AUGGUUGGGACGAGCUCUACACCUGAUCGUUGUUCGAUUCGCUCCGCGAAUCAGGCCACGACAUGCUCCUAUCGGCAUGCCCCCCGCCCCCCCGACGAGAAAUUCGAGGCAAGCGACCUCGAUGUAGAACCCAUCUGGCGGGGCGUGCCGUGUCAGUAUGACAGCUGCCGCGGGAUCCAUGGCGCCUAUGGUGCUGAUAACGUCGAUCCGCAGCUGAACCAGCCCGCCCGCUACGGAAUCGCCGUCUUCCGCCCCGAGGUGUGGAACGGCUCCGUGCCUGAGCUUGUGGCCGCGGGCCCGACCGUCCUCAACCACCUCACCUACGACACGUUAUACUCGGGCUCGGCGAACGCGGCCAAGUUCACGGUCUACCUCAACGUGGACAUACCGGAUACCGAGUCCUUGGACGAGCAGUACCACUUCACGGGCAUCAAAGAGUUCAGGUUUGUCCUUAGCUGCGUCGACCCCAGGCACGACAACGAUUACGACGUCAAGAUCGAUUUCUGCGAUGAUAUGAGCCUCCCCGCUGAGUCCGACGUCACCCCCCAGAGCAACCGCCAAGUCGCCGUCAGCGUCGGCGACACCAGGGCAGGACGCUUCACCGCCCCCCGCUCGAGGCAAGAGGCUAUACUCCGAAAGCUAAGACCAGUCAUAAGCUGCAUACACCGGGGCGAUCCCGACCCCGGCGCUGAUGGCGGUGCGCCAUAA